CAGUGACAGCUUUUGUACCUUUAUUUCUGUGUGUGUACUUUCGUUUUAUCUGAAUAAACCCCACCUCAUUUACGUGAACAACGAAGCGCUGAAACUUAGUCUCGACAGGUUUACAAUAACAAAAUAAAAUAAUUAAAUAAAUAAAAAUAACAGUUAAUCAUCUACAUUUGUGGGUUUGGGGUUAUCCACAAAAAUGAGCGAGGAUCACGAAGGAGAGCAGCGGGAGAAAUGCAAAGAGGUCAUGUUUGUGGAUAAAAACUCUGCAAAACUUAUUCAAAAGGUUACUUCAGUGAUGCCAAUAGCAGAUGAACUAAAAAACAAGGGCAUGAUACAUCCUGAAAAAUAUGAUGAGAUCGAAGCAAAAGAAACAGACCAGGAAAAAAUGAGAAAAAUCUUUGAAUCAUUUAAGUCUGGGGGUGACACUGCCAAAAGCGCCUUUUAUUAUUUGCUGGAAGAGCAUGAAGAACAACUCUUCAAAGACCUGGGUGGUGUCAGCAGGAAACGCAAGCUUGCUGAUCCUGAAUGCUCAGUACCAUGUAAAAGACUUAAUACUAAUACUAUGGAACAAGACAACCCUAACUAUAACAUUGCUAGUAACUCAGCACCAAGACCAGCACCAACAUACUUUGUGACAACCAACAUAGUAAAUGAAAGACCUCCUCAUAACCUGAACAAUAUUCCCAUCAUGAAUGAAAUGAAGCCCCCUGCAUCCAAAAAAGAGAAGAACCUCCCAGCAUUGAAGAAAGAGAAAAAAACUCCUGCACCAGAGAAAGAGAAGAAGCCUCCUGUACCCAAGAAAGAGAAGAAACCUCCUGCAGCCAACAAAGAGAAGAAACCUCCCGCAGCCAAGAAGAAGAAACCUCCCGCAGCCAAGAAGGAGAAGAAACCUCCCGCAGCCAAGAAAGAGAUGAAACCUCCCGCAGCCAAGAAGGCGAAGAAACCUCCUGCAGCCAAGGAGAAGAAACCUCCCGCAGCCAAGAAGGAGAAGAAACCUCCCGCAGCCAAGAAGGAGAAGAAACCUCCCGCAGCCAAGAAAGAGAUGAAACCUCCCCGCAGCCAAGAAGGCGAAGAAACCUCCUGCAGCCAAGGAGAAGAAACCUCCCGCACCCAAGAAAGAGAAGAAACCUCCCGCAGCCAAGGAGAAGAAACCUCCCGCAGCCAAGAAGGUGAAGAAACCUCCCGCACCCAAGAAGGCGAAGAAACCUCCCGCACCCAAGAAGGCGAAGAAACCUCCCGCACCCAAGAAGGCGAAGAAAUCUCCCGCACCCAAGAAAGCGAAGUAACCUCCCGCACCCAAGAAAGAGAAGAAACCUCCCGCACCCAAGAAAGAGAAGAAACCUCCCGCACCCAAGAAAGCGAAGUAACCUCCCACAGCCAAGAAAGAGAAGAAACCUCCCGCACCCAAGAAAGCGAAGUAACCUCCCGCACCCAAGAAAGCGAAGUAACCUCCAACAGCCAAGAAGGCGAAGAAACCUCCCGCACCCAAGAAAGAGAAGAAACCUCCCGCACCCAAGAAGGCGAAGAAACCUCCCGCGCCCAAGAACCAAAUUUUUUGGUUCAUUUAAAAACUCUAGAAUAGAUCUGCCUCAAUAUGUGUUUUAAAAUCUAUGCAUCACUUGGUAUUGUUGUGCUGUUCUUACCGAACUAUAACUCUUGUUAAUUUUACUUAAAGCUUUCAUUUCAAUGUUUUUUUUUUCUUGAUAAAGAAAAUGCUUAUAAAUUACCCCCAUAAAUAUCCAUUAGCCCCUUGACAUAAUACAGUCAUUUUGUUGGUGUUGGAUGGGGACAGAGUGAACUUUAAUUAAUUUUGCAUGCUCCCCAUAACCAUUAUAUAUGACCUAUUAAAUAAUAGUAGACUAUAACUUAUGGUUAUUAAAAGAAAUAUUAAACGUAGUAACAGAUAA
Molecule: messenger RNA, 1904 nt
Organism: Cyprinus carpio (common carp)
Lineage: Eukaryota; Metazoa; Chordata; Actinopteri; Cypriniformes; Cyprinidae
Gene: nlrp1
Product: histone H1E-like
Exons: 5
Coding region: 194-1579 (461 amino acids)
Biological process (GO): regulation of apoptotic process; inflammatory response; innate immune response
Cellular component (GO): cytoplasm
Source: RefSeq, a predicted model, not a curated record